Molecule: messenger RNA, 1626 nt
Organism: Penicillium diatomitis
Lineage: Eukaryota; Fungi; Ascomycota; Eurotiomycetes; Eurotiales; Aspergillaceae
Exons: 6
Coding region: 1-1626 (541 amino acids)
Biological process (GO): transmembrane transport
Cellular component (GO): membrane
Molecular function (GO): transmembrane transporter activity
Source: RefSeq, a predicted model, not a curated record
AUGACAGACAAGGAACCUCCAGCAAGCCACGUCGAGAAUCUCAGUGUCGAGGAGCUCGGCGAGGAUAUGCAUAUCUCCAAGUCCAGGGUGAAUGUGACUGGUACGGUGCAGCUCACUGCCGGAAAGAUUGUGUACAUCCCAACUCCGACCAGUGAUCCUCGAGACCCUCUGAACCUGGGCAAAUGGCAGAAAACGAUGAUCUUGAUAUCAAUCUCUUUAUUUUCGACUAUUGGCCUGUCCCUCGUUUCUGGGUUUGGUGGUCUAUUAGGGUUCUAUAUUCCUCAGUAUGCCGCUGCCGGUAAAACAUACGCGGAUAUCACAUCUCUGAUGACUUAUCCCACCUUGACCAUGGGCAUUGGGAACCUAAUUGGCAUGCCAUUGGCAAUUGCAGUGGGCCGAAGAGUCGUGUUACUUGUUGCGACGGCAAUCAUGGUCAUUGGUGCCAUUCUUUGCGCUUAUGCCGACAAUUUUGAACACCAUCUCGCGUUCCGGAUGUUGAUUGGUCUUUCUGCUGGUCAGAGUGAGGCUCUUAUCCCGAUGAUAACUCAGGAAAUCUUUUUCCUCCACGAGCGAAGCACAUUCCUCAUGCUCCAGCAGAGCAUCCAGACCAUCGCUACCGCCGUCUUCACUUUGUUUGCUAGCCCAAUUGCCAACGCUAUCACACCCCAGUGGUGGUACGGUCUUGGUGCUUGCAUUUCUGGUGUGUCCUUGAUUAUGAGCGCCGUCUUCGUUGUCGAAACAAAAUACGACCGCCCCAAGUCUUCAUUUCAGGAAAUUGAAACCAGCGACGACUCAGAUCAAGUGUUCAAUGACCAGGGCAAACCAUCGGACCUCACUGUUGCCACCGAGCGGCCCCCUCUGGACUUUGUCACCUACCAGGCACGCACCUGGCGCUCUGACUUGCGCCUGUGGGUUGGUCGGCCUGAAUGGCGCAGAGGUCUGGAUACAUUCAUCCAAUCUUUCCAACUACUUCUCUUCCCCAAUGUCCUCUGGGCCAUGGCUCUUAAUGGUCUCACCCUGGGCGUCAAUAUUGCCAUCGGCACCACCUACGGAAACAUCGUGACAACCCUAUAUAACUGGCCCCAAAAGUCCGCCAGCUACGUCAAUUGCGGCCAAAUUGUCACUUCACUCAUAGCCCUCCCCGUCUUUGGCUUCGGCUCCGACCGACUCAUCAAAUGGUUCGCGAAUCGACGCAACGGCAUCCACGAGCCCGAGACGCGUCUCCUACCUCUUAUCUUCCCUAUCAUAGUGGGCACAUUCACUGCCGUGCUCUACGGCAUGGGCGCCACACACCCAAGCGAGUACCACUGGUUUGUAUAUGUGUGGGCCGUGGCUGCAUACUACUUCGCCUUCGUCGGUGCCAACAUCGUGGCCAUCACAUAUCUGCUGGACAGCUAUCCGCAGCGAGCGAGUCCCUUGUUGAUUAUUAUUUGCGCUUUCAGGGGCAUUAUCUCUUUUGGAGUGAGUUAUGGUAUCCAGCCUUUCAUUGAUGAGAAGGGGUACGAUGGCGCGUUUGGCACCUUUGGGGCCUUGACUGCUGUUUUCGGUUUGCUGGGCAUUCCUGUGUUUAUUUGGGGACGGCGAAUUCGUCAGAUCACUGGUAAAUAUGCUGUGGACAAGGAGUGA